Messenger RNA from Serendipita indica DSM 11827, 2697 nucleotides. NCBI's taxonomy places the organism in Eukaryota, Fungi, Basidiomycota, Agaricomycetes, Sebacinales, Serendipitaceae. The record is from the annotation of a GenBank genome assembly.
AUGUCCACACUCAGCAAACGACCAUCCAGUGUCCAGAACGAUAGCGACGGCGACGACACGGCCAGCUUGCGCUCCAUGGCCCUCACCGACGAGGCCCGGCAGGAGAAACCAGCAGCCAGCGGGGAAACAGACACGCUAGACACUACAAAGCCAGAAAUGAACACUUUAAACGCAUCUAAUCACAUCCCAGACAAGCACAAGGCGUUGCUCGAUGCGUUGGGAGAUACCACGGCCACAACCAACAAGUUUCAAGACGACCAAGACGACGAAGAUACGCAGGAGGAUAUUCCCCUCAGUCCUCCCAACCCGCCCUCGUUGCUCCCGACCACGGUUCAUGCCGUUUCAAGCUCUUCUAGUCUACAAAUUGCCACCGAAACUGAUUCCAGCUUGAAUCCCAUCAGUCCAAUAAGUGCGCUCUCCAAAUCACCAAACACGCCGUUUGCCGCCUUUCAGAGUGCAGGCUUUCCAUCUGCUCCCCUGUCCGCUGGUGCCAUGAGCAGCAUCCCAUCAGCCGCCAGCAAUGCUCCCUUUUUGGCCAGGAGUCCAAGCCCCCAGCCAAAGGAUCCAGAGACGUAUGGUAUCAUGAAGGAAACAGACGGCAGCACCAGUGCACUUCGCGAUGUGAGAGACCACCGCCCAGGUACCUCACCCCCAUUGGAUACAGCCUCCAUCUCCUCCGAGUCUCAGCGAAAACUUCGACCCGAAAGCGUACUCAUGCCGCUUACUCGAGAUCCUUUGAUUCUUGGAUUGGCACUCGUCGAUUUUGACCAUGCGGUGGGUCCAAGAAUAGAGUUUAGUCAGGGAAAGCUGCUAGAAGAAGACGAAGAGAUUGUCAAGAUUCUUCCUUUCCUCGCUCUCCCGGAUGGCGCACAUCUCAAUCAAGAAGACUAUAGUUACUUUCAUCUGAAUCCGGCAAAACCAGGCUCUUCGACUAUCUUUGCCAUUUCUUGCAAUAGACAGAUACCCGCUUCCGAGUUGCUCGUCAAAUCAGAAGUGGUCACUCGUUCAACGGUUCAAAAGGCUGUCGUGAUUCUGGCCAGUAAACCAGUGUUUGGACCUAUCAGAGACAAACUCGGUGUAGUGACAAGAGCGUUCUUCAAUCAGAGAGAUUUUACAGAGAUGGAUAUCUUAGUCGACUUUUAUAGCACUCUCGAAAACAGUCUCCGCACUCAAUUGACGGAAAGUGGCUUCUACAUGGGGACGAGCAUCCGAGAGCUCUUGCAUGCAUUCCGGCAUCGAACGCUCACGUUGGUAAAAGCUCUUAUGCUACAACGAAAGAUUGUAUUUUUUGGACACCCAGUGGAAAGACUCUGCACAUACCAGUACUCGCUGGUCUCGCUUGUACCAGGUCUACUGCAGACGUUGGAAGACUGUGGUGACCCAAAUCUUGCCCGGAGGGCCCCUACAUUAAAGAAACCCAGCGAGCUCCGAACCUCUGACCGACAGAGUAUGAUGGAAUUCAUGGGCCUCCCAUUGGAUAUCUUUGGCAAAGAUUCCUUCUUCCAACCAUAUCUCCCUUUACAGCAGAUUGAUAUGCUCUCAGCCCAGAGCUGUCUCUGUGGAAGUACAAACAACAUUGUCACCCAACACAAAGAUAUCGAUUUACUUGUCAAUAUAGAGACAAGUCAGAUUGAGUAUCGGACUCCACAUGUGGAGCGAAUGGUUGCGCUCACUGCGGCAGACCGCAGAUGGAUAGACGAUCUUGUCAAAGAUGUCAACGAUACUUGGAACGAACAGGAUCCUACACGUCCUACGGGCAUGCAGUUUAAAGGAUCCGAUGACUAUCUACGGACCAAGUUUGAAGAAUAUAUAUCCUCGGCGUUGUCGUCAAUCAAGUAUCACAACUACCGAUUGACUGAUGGCCAGUCGGUUCUGACGACCGGUAUGAACGAGCAAGGUUCUUCACUAGUCACACUCAACUCGAGCACAGGCGAGCCAAAUACAAGUUGGGAGGACUAUGGCGAAUUAUUCCUUUCUGCAUUUCAAACCACCAACGCUUUCGCCGUUUGGGAUAGGAUAACAGAUUUAGUUUUGUUCGACAUCAUUGAGCCCAAGCAUCCGUGCGAGGAAAGGCCAAAUAUUGUCAGCGACAUUGGCCUGCGUUUGCAGGAAGGUAUUACAGACCUGCAUUUAGAUCAGCAGCUCGCCCCCACUCGUCAGGCUCUCAGCUCUGCCUUCGCUGCCGGCUCAACUGGCUUCUUCAAAGCAGUGGAAGGUGUCCGCGGUGGCGUCAAUCAGAUAGUAGCUCAGAGGCAGGCCUCGAGUGGUGGCCUCGGACUACCAUCCUUUAGUAAUCCGUUUGCGAACAAUUCUACGACUGCAACGAGUGCGACAUCCCCAGAUGUAACAUCUCCACCACCUCCCCCAUCAUCUUUCAAUCCACCUUCUGGUGAAAAGAAGCUUCGACCCCUCAGUUUGGCGUCGAUGGCGUCGGUAUCAUCUGCCACCUCGACCAACGAAGCCGCACCAUCUCGUGCAAGCGCCACAUUCUCAACAUGGGGAAGCAGCGUCGGUAGCUUUCUCAGCAACAAAGCGUCGAGACUUCGCGAGAGCGUCAGCUCGGUCACGUCGACCCCAGCGAACCUCGAGCAAAAGUCACUCGCCCCUUCCGCGUCUUCUACGUCACCUCCGACCCCCCAAUCAAGCUCCUCAGCUGCCCCUCCUAAACCAGACGUUGCAACGGGGCCUGCUCAAUGA